Messenger RNA from Aplysia californica (California sea hare), 1493 nucleotides. RefSeq names its product UDP-N-acetylglucosamine transferase subunit ALG14 homolog. The transcript is spliced from 5 exons. The record is from RefSeq and is a predicted model, not a curated record. NCBI's taxonomy places the organism in Eukaryota, Metazoa, Mollusca, Gastropoda, Aplysiida, Aplysiidae. Bases 86 to 736 code for a protein of 216 amino acids. Gene Ontology annotation, biological process: dolichol-linked oligosaccharide biosynthetic process. Gene Ontology annotation, cellular component: UDP-N-acetylglucosamine transferase complex.
GUUUCGUCAGCUGUAUUUGUACUUUCGGUUUGUUUCUUGUGCUUCGUUCGACAGCGAUCCUGAGAAAUGAGCAGUUGGUAGCAAGAUGACGUUGGACUAUUUCUUCGUGUUGAUCUUCUUUUUGAGCUUGAUUUUCCUCAUUUUGAGACUCUGGACCCGUAAUUCAAAGAAAUAUACUAGAAGCAAAGACAAAGACCCGGCUUCUGUCCUUAUGGUCGCAGGAUCAGGGGGUCACACGCGGGAAAUCCUCAGUCUGGCGACAACGCUUGGCAAACACUACAGUCCACGCUACUAUAUUGUUGCAGAGACCGACUCUGUGAGCGAGGCAAAGAUUCACUACUGUGAGAAACAACGUGGUGGAGAUGAUGUACCUCAAGAGUACCAGAUCUUCACCAUCCCCCGGAGCCGAGAGGUGAAACAGUCGUACCUGACCAGUAUUCUCACCACCUGCCGUGCCUCGCUAUCCUCGUUUCCUCUCGUUUUUAAACUGCAGCCAGAUGUGAUACUUUGUAACGGUCCUGGCACCUGCAUUCCCAUUUGUUUUGCCGGCUUGUUGUUAAAGUGGUUCAGUGUGAAGGACACCUAUAUCGUGUAUGUGGAAAGUUUUUGCCGAGUGACUUCGAUGUCUCUCUCGGGGAAGCUUCUCUACCGUUUUGUCGACGCUUUUUUUGUACAGUGGCCCGAAUUGGCGGAGAAAUACCCGGGAGCCAAAUACAUGGGCCCAGUUGUCUCAUGAUCUCUGUGUUGUUCUUAGUUGUCAUGUGUUAGUGAGUGCUGAUAUGUUUUGUUAGUGAGUGCUGAUGUGUUUUGUUAGUGAGUGCUGAUAUGUUUUGUUAGUGAGUGCUGAUAUGUUUUGUUAGUGAGUGCUGAUAUGUUUUGUUAGUGAGUGCUGAUAUGUUUUGUUAGUGAGUGCUGAUAUGUUUUGUUAGUGAGUGCUGAUAUGUUUUGUUAGUGAGUGCUGAUAUGUUUUGUUAGUGAUUGCUGAUGUGUUUUGUUAGUGAGUGCUGAUGUGUUUGGUUGUACCGCUGUCCUUACGUGUAUAUGAUUAAUGUAUGGUUGAGAAAGUUCUUCUUUAUGCAGUUAAACUGGUUUUCUUGUUGCUGUGAAAUGUUUUGUCUUGUGUAAAUAAAAUAUUACGCUCAGUGAUCAUGUCAGCAACGUAAAGCGCUCAGAGGGUAUACUUGUAUGGGAUAGAGCGAUAUAUGAAUACCAUCUAUUAUGUAUUAUUUUUUGGGUAAAAUAAAGAUCACAUCAUUGUUUGUUACAGCCACAGUGGAAAAAAAUUAGCUGGAGCAAUGAAAAAACCCAGCUGAACUUAUUGUACUGAAGGAGGUCAGUGAAGUGGCCAGUUUUCUCAAAGUCCAGGAAGUUUUGCUUUGAUGCCACACUAAUUUUCCAAGUUCCAUUUUUACAGUGCGUUUGAGGAAGUUUAUUUAAAAGGUAAGUUAUGAUUUUAAAAUAUGGUCUAAAAAUCUCAUCGGGUUCUAAAAAAA